CCACACAUUUCGCCCAAUCCGUGUUACCAGCAGCAACAGAGAGAAUCGGGGUUUGCAUUCAUAGGUGUGAUCGGCUCGGAGCGGAGCUGGCGCUGGCUGUCAUCCGCAACAAAGCAUCGGUCUGAGCGCCUUUUUGAUGCCGAGGAUCAGACCCGGAUCAUCCAUAGAUCGAGCUAUGCAUUCAAGGAAUAGGUGAAUCGUGCGUGCCAGGAGAAACCGUUUGCGCCAGAGUGCGCAUUUGGAGAGGCGCAUCAGACUGCAGCUUCAGGGAUCAUCGGACCUUGCUUUUUUUGUUUCUGGCCUUUUUAUAAACAUAUUUCUCUCUGUGUGUCCUGUUGAAAUAUGAUGUUGCGCUCCACGGCUUGCAGGCUGCUUGUCGGAUUGUUCUUUUUGGGGGUUUUGUACAGUUUGGAGGUGGUUCUUCCUGCAAGGGCAAUAGAUGCUCCAAAAACGUGCAGCCCGAAGCAGUUUGUUUGCAGGGAUCAGGUGACGUGCAUCUCCAAAGGCUGGCGCUGUGAUGGAGAGAAAGACUGUCCGGAUGGCUCAGAUGAGGCUCCGGAUGUCUGUCCUCAUAACCGUGUGUCUCGAUGUCCUCCUAAUGAACAUCAGUGUCUGGGUUCAGACUUGUGUAUUCACAUGAGCAAACUGUGUAACGGCGUCCCGGACUGCACUGAUGGAGGAGACGAGGGCCCGCACUGCAGAGAACUGGCGCACAACUGUACUCUCUCCGGCUGUCAGGAUGAGUGUGGCGUGACGCGUGGCGGACCCGUCUGCUUCUGCAAGAGCGGAUACGAGAUCAGCCAAGAUGGAAAGACCUGCAAAGAUUUUGACGAGUGUACGGUGUACGGCACCUGCAGUCAGACGUGCACCAACACAGACGGCUCCUACAGCUGCUCCUGUGUGGAAGGUUAUCUCGUCCAGCCAGACAACAGAUCCUGCAAGGCCAAGAACGUGCCUGUGGAUCGUCUGCCCGUCUUACUGAUCGCCAACUCCCAGAACAUCCAGAUCACGUCUCUGAGCGGCUCCAGCAGCCCGUCGCUCCACAUCACCACAAAGCAGACCACGGCCAUGGACUUCCUGUACACGCAGGAAACCAUCUGCUGGAUCAACGUGGGCGACUCUCCGGCCGGAACGCAUCUGAAGUGCGCCAAGAUCGCAGGACUCAAGAGCUUCAGCGAGGAGAGGACCAUCAACAUCUCGCUCAGCCUGCACCAUGUAGAGCAGAUGGCCAUCGACUGGCUUACGGGAAACUUCUACUUUGUUGAUGACGUGGAUGAUCGAAUCUUUGUAUGCGAUAAAGAUGGAGCCACAUGUGUGACACUGCUGGACCAAGAGCUCUACAACCCCAAAGGCAUCGCUCUGGACCCGACUAUGGGGAAGGUUUUCUUCACUGAUUAUGGGCAGAUCCCGAAGGUGGAACGCUGUGACAUGGAUGGACAGAACCGGACAAAGUUGGUGGACAGUAAAAUAGUUUUCCCGCAUGGAAUCACCCUGGAUUUGGUCAACAGGCUGGUCUACUGGGCCGAUGCUUAUCUGGACUACAUCGAGGUUGUGGACUAUGAGGGCAAAAACAGACACACCAUCAUUCAAGGACUGUUGAUUGAGCAUCUUUAUGGGCUCACAGUGUUUGAGAACUACCUAUACGCCACAAACUCAGACAAUGCCAACAUGCAGCCGAAGACCAGUGUGAUCCGCGUCAACCGAUUCAACAGCUCGGAUUAUCAGGUGGUCACUCGAGUGGACAAAGGUGGAGCUCUGCAUGUUUACCACCAGAGACGGCAGCCGCCAGUGCGCAGUCAUGCAUGUGAGCCGGAUCAGUUCGGGAAAGCUGGAGGUUGUUCAGACAUCUGUCUUUUGGGAAACAGCCACAAGAGCCGGACGUGUCGCUGUCGCUCCGGCUUCAGCCUCGGCAACGACGGCAAAUCCUGCAAAAAGCCUGAGCAUGAGUUAUUCCUGGUGUAUGGGAAAGGGCGUCCGGGUGUCAUCCGCGGGAUGGACAUCAACCCUAAAGUUCAGGAUGAGUACAUGAUCCCCAUUGAGAACCUGAUGAACCCUCGAGCUCUGGACUUUCAUGCUCAGAGUAACUUCAUCUACUUCGCCGACGCCACCAGUUACCUGAUCGGCCGACAGAAGAUCGACGGCACAGAGAGAGACAUCAUCCUGAAAGAAGGUAUUCACACUGUUGAAGGGAUCGCUGUGGACUGGAUGGCCAACAAUCUCUACUGGACGGAUGACGGUCCUAAGAAGACUAUCAGUGUGGCUCGGCUGGAGAAAGCAUCUCAGACUAGGAAGACUCUGAUUGAGGGCAAGAUGACCCACCCUCGGGCUAUAGUGGUGGACCCUCGGCACGGUUGGAUGUAUUGGACUGACUGGGAAGAGGACCCGAAGGAGAGCAAGCGAGGGAAGAUUGAGCGGGCCUGGAUGGACGGGACUAACCGGAACGUUCUGCUGACCUCAAAAACGGUGCUGUGGCCCAACGGUCUGAGUCUGGACAUCCCUCAGGGCAUCCUGUACUGGGUGGACGCGUAUUAUGACCGCAUCGAGAUGGUUUAUCUCAACACCACUGCACGCAAGACGGUUUAUGACGGACAGGAACUGAACCACGCUUUCGGCCUGUGCCAUUAUAAGCACUUCCUGUUCUGGAACGAGUAUCGCAGCGGCAGCAUCUACAAACUGGACCAGAACACCAAAACAGUCACUUUGCUACGCAACGAACGUCCACCAAUCUUUGAGAUCCGCAUGUAUGACGCCCAGCAGCAGCUAGGAAGUAACGCAUGUCGAUCCAAUAACGGCGGCUGCAGUAGUCUAUGUUUGGCCACGCCCACUGGCAGGUCAUGUGCCUGUGCUGAGGACCAAUUACUGGACCCCGCUGACAACACCAGCUGUAAAGCGAAUCCGUCAUACAUCCCCCCUCCGCAGUGUCAGCCGGGAGAGUUCGCCUGUAAGAACAACCGCUGCAUUCAGGAGCGCUGGAAAUGUGACGGAGACAACGACUGUCUGGACAACAGCGACGAGACCGCUGAACUCUGCCAUCAGCACACGUGCCCUGCAGACAGAUUCAAGUGUCAGAAUAACCGCUGCAUCCCGAUGCGCUGGCUGUGUGACGGAGACAACGACUGCGGCAAUGAUGAAGACGAGUCCAACACCACAUGCUCAGCUCGGACGUGUCCUCCAAAUCAGUACUCGUGUGACAGCGGCCGCUGUAUCCCCAUCUCCUGGACCUGCGAUCUGGACGACGACUGCGGUGAUCGCUCUGACGAACCAUCAACUUGCGCGUACCCGACCUGUUUCCCGCUCACUCAGUUCACCUGCAACAACGGCCGCUGCAUCAACAUCAACUGGCGCUGUGAUAACGACAAUGACUGUGGUGAUAACAGUGAUGAAGCCGGCUGCAGUCACUCAUGCUCCAGCGCUCAGUUUAAGUGUAACAGCGGUCGAUGUAUUCCUGAUUACUGGACCUGUGACGGAGACAACGACUGCGGAGACUACAGCGACGAGACCCACGCCAACUGCACCAACCAGGCAACCCGUCCUCCUGGUGGCUGUCACACAGAUGAGUUCCAGUGUCGCAUGGACGGCUUGUGUAUUCCCCUGCGCUGGCGGUGUGAUGGGGACACCGACUGCAUGGAUCUGAGCGAUGAAAAGAACUGCGAGGGUGUAACGCACAUGUGUGAUCCAGCAGUGAAGUUUGGCUGUAGGGACUCUGCGCGGUGCAUCAGCAAGGCUUGGGUGUGCGACGGUGACAGUGACUGUGAAGAUAACUCAGAUGAGGAUAACUGCGAGGCGCUGGUGUGUAAGCUGUCCCAUCACGUGUGUGCCAAUGACUCCAACAUUUGUCUGCCUGCUGAGAAACUCUGCGACGGCAAAGACGACUGUCCUGACGGCUCCGAUGAGAAACUCUGCGAUCUGUGUUCUCUGGAGAAUGGCGGCUGCAGUCAUAACUGUACGGUGGCCCCGGGCGAGGGCGUUCUGUGCUCGUGCCCGCUGGGAAUGGAGCUGGGCACCAACAACAAGACGUGCCAGAUCCAGGGCUUCUGCGCCAAACACCUGAAGUGCAGCCAGCGCUGUGAACAGGACAAGUUCAAUGUCAAGUGCUCCUGCUAUGAAGGAUGGGCCCUCGAACCUGACAUGGAGAGCUGCAGGAGCACAGAUCCCUUCAAACCGUUCAUCAUCUUCUCCAACCGGCACGAGAUCAGACGCAUCGAUCUUCAUAAAGGAGAGUUCAGUGUGUUGGUUCCUGGUUUGAGAAACACCAUCGCUCUGGAUUUCCACCUCAACGAGAGCUCUCUCUACUGGACGGACGUCGUGGAGGACAAAAUAUACAGAGGGAAGCUGUCGGAGAAUGGUGCUCUGACCAGUUUUGACGUGGUGAUCCAGUAUGGAUUAGCGACUCCCGAGGGUCUGGCUGUGGACUGGAUUGCUGGAAACAUCUACUGGGUGGAGAGUAAUCUGGAUCAGAUUGAAGUGGCCAAGCUGGACGGGACGAUGCGCACUACACUACUAGCUGGAGACGUGGAGCAUCCGAGAGCCAUUGCUCUCGAUCCCAGAGAAGGGAUCCUGUUCUGGACCGACUGGGACGCCAGCAUGCCCAGGAUCGAAGCCGCCUCUAUGAGCGGACACGGCAGACGCACCAUCCAUAAGGAGACGGGCAGCGGCGGCUGGCCAAACGGACUCACCGUGGACUACCUGGAGCGUCGCAUUCUGUGGAUAGACGCCAGAUCUGACGCCAUUUAUUCAGCCAAGUAUGACGGGUCGGGUCUGAUCGAGGUGCUCAGGGGACACGAGUAUCUCUCGCAUCCGUUUGCGGUGACGAUGUACGGCGGGGAGGUGUACUGGACCGACUGGCGCACAAACACACUCGCCAAAGCCAACAAGUGGACUGGAAACAACGUGACAGUGGUGCAGAGAACAAACACACAGCCCUUCGACCUGCAGGUCUACCAUCCGUCCAGACAACCACAAGCGCCGAACCCGUGUGCUGCUCGAGGAGGUCUGGGUCCGUGUUCUCAUCUGUGUCUGAUCAACUAUAACCAGACGUUCUCCUGCGCCUGUCCACAUCUCAUGAGGCUCAGAGAAGACAACCACACCUGCUACGAGUCUCGUCAGUUUCUGCUGUACGCGCGUCAGAUUGAGAUCCGAGGAGUGGACAUCCAUAACCCCUACUAUAACUACAUCAUCUCCUUCACCGUGCCGGACAUCGAUAACGUGACGGUGGUGGAUUACGACGCUCUGGAGAGGCGAAUCUACUGGUCAGACGUGCGGACGCAGACCAUCAAGAGAGCCUUCAUUAAUGGCACAGGCAUCGAGACCGUGGUGUCUGCAGAUAUCCCUAACGCACACGGUCUGGCGGUGGACUGGGUUUCUCGAAAUCUCUUCUGGACCAGCUAUGAUGGCAAUAAGAAGCAGAUUAAUGUGGCCCGACUGGACGGAUCCUUCAAGAACGCUGUGAUUCAGGGUCUGGACAAACCACAUUGUCUGGUGCUGCAUCCUGUACUGGGGAAGCUGUACUGGACUGAUGGCGACAACAUCAGCAUGGCAAACACUGACGGCACAAACCAAACCAUGAUCUUCACCAAUCAGAAAACACCAGUGGGUUUGUCCAUCGACUUCGACGCUGAGCAUCUGUACUGGGUCAGCUCUGGAAACAGCACCAUCAACCGCUGUAAGCUGGACGGCUCCGGGCUGGAGGUUUUAGACUCUGUGAAAGGCAAACUGAACAAAGCCUCAGCGCUGGCCAUCAUGGGUGAUAAGCUGUGGUGGGCGGAUCAGGGCACGGAUCAGAUCGGCACCUGUGAUAAGAGUGACGGAGGAAACUGGAAGGUGUUGAGGAACAGCACAUCUGGCAUGAUUCACAUGAAGAUCUACAACGAGACCGUGCAGACAGGUUCAAACUUGUGCAGUAAGAAUAAUGGCGACUGCUCUCAGCUGUGUCUACCCACGUCUCAAUCCUCUCGCUCCUGCAUGUGUACAGCAGGAUACAGCCUGCGGAGCGGACAGCAGUCCUGUGAGGGUGUGGGCUCGUUCCUGCUGUACUCUGUUCAUGAGGGUAUUCGAGGAAUCCCCCUGGAUCCUGCCGAUAAGUCUGAUGCUCUUGUACCCGUGUCAGGAACUUCACUCGCCGUCGGCAUUGAUUUCCAUGCAGAUAAUGACACCAUCUACUGGGUGGACAUGGGUUUGAGCACCAUCAGCAGAGCAAAGAGAGAUCAGACGUGGAGAGAAGACAUCAUUACUAAUGGCAUUGGCCGCGUGGAGGGCAUCGCUGUGGAUUGGAUCGCUGGGAACAUCUACUGGACGGAUCAGGGCUUCGAUGUGAUCGAGGUGGCUCGACUCAAUGGCUCCUUCAGAUAUGUGGUCAUUUCUCAAGGCCUGGACAAACCACGAGCCAUCACUGUCCAUCCUGAGAGAGGGUAUCUGUUCUGGACAGAGUGGGGUCAGUAUCCCCGUAUUGAGCGCUCUCGUCUGGAUGGAUCCGGCAGAGCAGUGCUGGUCAAUGUCAGCAUCAGCUGGCCCAACGGCAUCUCUAUUGACUACCAGGAUGGGUUGCUGUACUGGUGUGAUGCUCGCACAGAUAAGAUCGAGCGCAUUAAUCUGGAGACGGGCGAGAACAGAGAGGUGGUGCUGUCCAGCAACAACAUGGACAUGUUCUCUGUGUCUGUGUUCGAGAACUACAUCUACUGGAGCGACCGGACUCAUGCCAAUGGCUCAAUCAAGCGUGGCAGUAAAGACAACUCCACAGAAUCAGUCAGUCUGAGGACAGGCAUCGGCGUCCAGCUCAAAGACAUCAAGGUGUUCAACAGAGCAAGACAGCAAGGCACUAAUAUCUGCAAGAUUAAUAACGGAGGCUGUCAGCAGUUGUGUCUGUACCGAGGGAACGGUCAGCGGACGUGUGCGUGUGCUCACGGGAUGCUGGCGGAGGACGGCCAGAGCUGCAGAGAUUACGACGGAUACCUGCUGUACUCGGAGCGCACCAUCCUAAAGAGUGUGCACUUAUCAGAUGAAAACAACCUCAACGCUCCUAUCAAACCCUUCGAGGACCCUGAACAUAUGAAAAACGUGAUCGCGCUCACUUUCGACUACCGGGGAGGAGGCGGAAAAGGAGCAAACCGCAUUUUUUACAGCGAUAUUCACUUCGGAAACAUCCAGCAGAUCAAUGACGACGGCUCCGACCGCAAGACUGUAGUGGAGAAUGUGGGCUCAGUGGAGGGUCUGGCGUACCACAGGGCCUGGGACACUUUAUAUUGGACCAGUUACACCACCUCCACCAUCAGCAGACACACGGUGGACCAGAGCCGCUGGGGCGCCUUCGACCGGGACACUGUGGUCACCAUGUCAGGAGACGACCAUCCACGAGCCUUCGUCCUGGAUGAGUGUCAGAACCUGAUGUUCUGGACUAACUGGAACGAACAGUCUCCCAGUAUCAUGCGCGCUCAGCUGUCUGGCUCCAAUGUGAUCGUGAUCAUCGGCAGUGAAAUCCGCACUCCCAACGGCCUCGCCAUCGACCACCGCGCAGAGAAACUGUAUUUCUCUGAUGCUACGCUGGAUAAGAUCGAGCGCUGCGAGUACGACGGCACACACCGAUACGUGGUCCUGAAGAAUGAGCCGGUGCAUCCUUUCGGUUUGGCCGUGUACGGAGACCACAUCUUCUGGACAGACUGGGUGCGCAGAGCCGUCUUGCGAGCAGAUAAAUAUGUGGGAGGAGAAAUGAAGGUGCUGAGGGCUGAUAUUCCCCAGCAGCCCAUGGGGAUCGUGGCUGUGGCCAAUGACACAAACAGCUGUGAGUUUUCUCCAUGCCGGGUGAACAACGGAGGCUGUCAGGAUCUGUGUCUCCUCACAUCAGACGGCCGGGUGAACUGCAGCUGCCGUGGAGAGAGGAAGCUGCUGGAGGACAACACAUGCAUCGCUCAGAACACGUCCUGCAGCAGUAUGGAGGAUUUCGAGUGUGGGAAUGGAGACUGUAUUAAAUACACACUCACCUGUGACGGCAUGGCCCACUGCAAAGACAAGUCUGAUGAGAAACAGUCCUACUGCACUAACCGUGUGUGUAAGAAGGGCUAUAAGCGAUGUGUGAACGGCCGCUGUGUUGGUCAUAACUCCUGGUGUAAUGGGCGAGACGACUGCGGUGAUAACUCUGAUGAACUCUUCUGUAAUGCGACGCUGUGUACGGCGGAUCAGUUUCAGUGUAGAGACGGCGUGUGUGUGUCGAACUCCAGCCGCUGUAAUCAGGUGUUGGACUGUGAUGAUGCCAGCGAUGAAAUGAACUGCUCGGCGUCUGAUUGCUCCAGUUAUUUCCGUCUGGGUGUGAAAGGUGUGACGUAUCAGCGCUGUGAGUUCACGUCGCUCUGUUACGCUCCAUCAUGGGUGUGUGAUGGAGCCAACGACUGCGGAGACUAUUCAGACGAGAGGAACUGCCCAGAUAAGAAAAAGAGAAAGUGUUCAUCAAAUUUCUUCGCUUGUCCCAAUGGCCGCUGUAUCCCCAUGAGCUGGACCUGCGACAAGGAGAACGACUGUGAUAAUGGAGACGACGAAGCUCACUGUGAUAAGUUCUGCUCGGCGACACAGUUCGAGUGCGGGAAUCAUCGCUGUAUUUCCAGCAGCUGGGUGUGUGACGGAGCGGACGACUGCGGAGACGGCACUGAUGAAGACAGCAGAUGCAAGAAUAAGACGUGCAGUGCGGAUGCGUUCCAGUGUCCAGACUCUCACAAGUGUGUCCCGCAGCGCUGGGUGUGUGACGGAGACCGAGACUGUCCUGACGGAGCCGACGAAAGUGUGAAGGCCGGCUGUGUGUUCAACAACACGUGUAAGGCGGGAGAGUUCAUGUGUCAGAACAGACAGUGUAUCCCCAAACACUUUGUGUGUGACCAUGAUAAUGACUGCGGAGACGGCUCUGAUGAAUCUGUGGAGUGCGAGUAUCCCGCAUGUAAGGCGAAUGAGUUCCGCUGUGAUAACGGCCGCUGUCUGAUCCAGAAGUCCUGGGAGUGUGAUGGAGAGUUUGACUGUCAUGACCACUCAGACGAAGCUCCCAAAAACCCUCACUGCAGCGGCACUGUGCAGAUGCCACUCCGGCUUCAGACUGAAGGAUGAUGGGAAGACGUGUGUGGAUGUGGACGAGUGCUCCACCACGUACCCCUGCACGCAGCACUGCAUCAACACACACGGCAGCUUCAGAUGUGUCUGUGUGGAUGGGUUCCAGCUCAGCCCCUCCGACCCCACCAUCUGCAAAUCCACCUCUGACGAGGAGCCGUUCCUCAUCUUCGCCAACCGUUAUUACCUGAGAAAGCUCAACCUGGACGGCUCAAACUACACUCUUCUGAAGCAGGGUCUGAAUAACGCCGUGGCGCUGGACUUCGACUACAGACAGCAGAUGAUCUACUGGACAGAUGUGACCACUCAGGGCAGCAUGAUCAGACGCAUGAACAUCAACGGAAGCAACGUGCAGGUUCUGCACCGCACGUCUCUCAGUAACCCAGACGGUCUGGCUGUUGAUUGGGUCGGUGGAAACUUAUACUGGUGUGAUAAAGGAAGGGACACUAUAGAGGUGUCCAAGCUGAAUGGAGCGUACAGGACUGUCCUGGUCAAUUCAGGACUGAGGGAACCACGAGCUGUCGCUGUGGACGUACGCAAUGGGUAUCUGUACUGGUCAGACUGGGGUGAUAUUCCUCACAUCGGCCGCAUCGGGAUGGACGGCACCAACAGAAGUGUGAUCGUUCAGGACAAGAUAACCUGGCCCAACGGCCUGACUCUGGACUUUAUCAAUGACCGCAUCUACUGGGCUGAUGCCAGAGAAGAUUACAUCGAGUUCGCCAGCUUAGAUGGAACCAACAGACACACGGUGUUGAGUCAGGACAUCCCGCACAUCUUCGCCAUGACUCUAUUCGAGGAGUUCAUCUACUGGACGGACUGGGAGACCAAGUCCAUCAACAGAGCUCAUAAAACACAGGGAACCAACAAGAGCAUGUUGAUCAGCACGCUACACAGACCCAUGGACAUCCACAUCUUCCACCCCUACAGACAGCCUGAAGUGCCGAAUCACCCGUGUCAGACAGAUAACGGCGGCUGCAGUAACCUGUGUCUGCUGUCUCCUGGUGGAGGCUAUAAAUGUGCCUGUCCCACAAACUUCUACCUGGCCGGCGAUGGGAAACAGUGCAUGUCCAACUGCACCGCCAGCCAGUUUGUCUGCAAGAAUGAUAAGUGUAUCCCGUUCUGGUGGAAGUGUGACACUGAGGACGACUGCGGAGAUCGCUCUGAUGAACCCGCUGACUGCCCGGACUUCAAGUGCAGACCGGGUCAGUUCCAGUGCGGGACGGGCAUCUGUACAAACCCUGCAUACAUCUGUGACGGAGACAACGACUGCCAGGACAACUCUGAUGAGGCCAACUGCGAUAUCCAUGUGUGUUUGCCCAGCCAGUUUAAGUGCACCAACCCCAGCCGCUGUAUUCCUGGAAUCUUCCGCUGUAACGGUCAGGAUAACUGUGGAGAAGGAGAGGACGAGAAGGACUGCCCGGAGGUGACGUGCGCACCAAACCAGUUCCAGUGUACAGUAACCAAGCGCUGCAUCCCUCGGGUGUGGGUUUGUGACCGUGACAAUGACUGCGUGGAUGGAUCUGAUGAACCCGCCAACUGCACUCAGAUGACGUGUGGUGUGGAUGAGUUUCGCUGUAAGGACUCUGGUCGCUGUAUUCCUGCGCGCUGGAAGUGUGAUGGAGAAGACGACUGCGGAGACUCUUCAGACGAGCCUAAAGAGGAGUGUGAUGAGCGGACGUGUGAGCCGUAUCAGUUCCGCUGUAAAAACAACCGCUGUGUUCCCGGACGCUGGCAGUGCGACUACGACAAUGACUGUGGAGACAAUUCAGAUGAAGACAAGUGUGUGCCCCGGCAGUGCUCAGAGAGUGAGUUUUCCUGCACUAGCGGCCGCUGUAUCGCUGGCAGAUGGAAGUGUGACGGAGAUCAUGAUUGCGCCGAUGGAUCUGAUGAGCACGGCUGUGAUGUGAAGUGUGACAAUGACCAGUUCCUGUGUAAUAACGGUCACUGUAUCCCGUUCCGCUGGCGCUGUGAUGCUGAUGCUGACUGUAUGGACGGCAGCGAUGAAGAAAACUGCCACACUGGAGUGGGUCAGUUCUGCCCUCUGGAUGAGUUUCAGUGUAAUAACACUCUCUGUAAGCCGCUGGGCUGGAAGUGUGAUGGUGAAGACGAUUGCGGAGACAAUUCAGACGAAAACCCAGACGUCUGCAAGCAGUUCCAGUGUCCUCCAUCCAGACAGUUCAGAUGUCACAAUGAUCGUGUGUGUUUGCCGCUGUCCAAACACUGCGACGGCGUCAAUAACUGCGGAGACAACAGCGAUGAGCAGAACUGCCAAACUCCACCCCCUGCCGUCUGUGGAAAGAGUGAGUUCACCUGCAGCUCGGGGAAGUGUAUCAGCUUAAACCUGCGCUGUAACUUCUUCAAUGACUGCGAAGAUUACGGCUCGGACGAGAUCAACUGCAACAAGAAAGAUUCGGGUCUGAAUGAAUGCAGAUUGAAUCGCAGUAUGUGUGGAGAUGAAGGUCACUGUGUGGUGAAUGGAAGUGACUCGUUCUGCUCCUGCAGACCCGGAUUCCAGAAAACACACCCGCAAACCUGCUCAGAUGUGAACGAGUGCCGGCAGUUCGGGAUCUGCUCUCACAUCUGCAACAACACUAAAGGAGGACACAAGUGCAGCUGCCACAAGAACUUCAUCAGAGUCAACGACACCUGCAAAGCUGACAGCAGUGAUAAGCAGGCUCUGUACGUGGCGGAUGAUAAUGAAAUCCGCAGUUUGUAUCCUGGAAUGCAGAACUGGAUUUAUGAACAGGCUUUUCAAGGAGACGCCAACGUCCGCAUCGACGCCAUGGACCUGCAUAUCAAAUCCAAGCGCAUCUUCUGGACCAACUGGCACACCGGCCGGAUCUCUUCAUUCGAGCAGCCGUCAGCCGGACCCACGUCACCAAACUCAAACCGCAACCGCAGACAGACCGAUCCAAGAGUCACCGAUCUGGAGAUCCCGGGUCUGAAGAUGCCGCGUGGCAUUGCUGUGGAUUGGGUGGCCAAUAACAUCUACUGGACGGACUCUGGUCGAGAUGUGAUCGAGGUGGCGCAGAUGAACGGACGAAACCGAAAAACACUGAUCUCAGGAAUGAUCGACGAGCCGUACGCCAUCGUGGUGGAUCCGCAGAGAGGCACCAUGUACUGGGCCGACUGGGGAAACCAUCCGAAGAUCGAGACGGCGGCGAUGGACGGGACCCUGAGAGAGACGCUGGUCCACGAUAACAUCCAGUGGCCCACAGGUCUGGCGGUGGAUUAUUUCAACGAGCGUCUGUAUUGGGCUGAUGCGAAACUCUCAGUGAUCGGGAGCGUCAGACUGAAUGGCACAGAUCCGGUCAUCGCCGUGUCCAGCAUUAAAAACAAUCUGCAGCAACCUUUCAGCAUCGACAUCUUUGAGGAUUUCAUAUAUGGAGUGACGUAUCACAACAACUUUGUUUUCCGCGUCAACAAGUUUGGCAAGAGUUCCGUGGAGCAUCUGACUACAGGAAUGAACCACGCCACAGAUCUGGUGCUCUACCACCCUUACAAACAGCCCGAGAGAGCUCCGACGUGCCGCUGUCUGGCAGGCUUCACAGGACCCAACUGCAACCAGCGCACAUGUGAAAACUACUGUAAAAGUGGAGGAAACUGCACAGUUAGUCGUGGAAAUCAACCCACAUGCAGCUGCCCUGCCGACUUUCUGGGAGACCAGUGCCAAUACCGCACGUGUGAUGGCUUCUGUGAUCAUGGUGGGACGUGUUUGCAGUCCAGCGAUGGGUCGAGACAGUGUCGCUGUCCUCCACGCUUCAUUGGCAACAACUGUGAGGUGGACAAAUGUCACUACUGCCGUGAUGGCAAGUGUAUUCCUAUCAAUAUCUACCAGCCUAAAGGAGACGUCACAUGCAGAUGCACCAGUGGCAGAAUCCAACGCUGUUACACAUGUGAAGGAUACUGUGCUAAUGGCCAAUGCUCUCUCGGCUCCACAAAUCUCCCACAGUGCAAGUGUCCUCUUGGUUGGGAAGGUCAUCGCUGUGAGAAUCCCGCACGGAAUGAAAACGCUGAAUCCAGUGGACGAACAGCUUCGAUAGUGAUUCCAGUGAUUUUACUGAUUCUGCUGGUGUUGUUGAUUGGCGGAGCGGCGUUGUGGUACAGAAAGAGAAUGAGAGGGCUUGGCAAAUCCCGCUCCAAACGGCCGCGAGCCAAAGGCUUCCAGCAUCAGAGGAUGACCAACGGCGCCAUGAAUGUGGAGAUCGGGAACCCGGCCUAUAAAAUAUAUGAAGGAGAGCAGGACGAUGAUGUUGGAGAACUGCUGGACGCAGACUUCACACUGGAUCCUGACAAACCGACCAACUUCACGAACCCGGUGUAUGCGACACUGUACAUGGGCGCUCACAACAGCCGAAACUCUCUGGCCAGCACAGACGAGAAGAAAGAGCUGCUGUCACGAGGAGAUGAAGAACCGCUGGUGGACCCGCUGGCUUAAACACACACAAACACACACACACAAACAUACACACACGACAUACCGUUUGCCUUUUUAACGAAACGAAGAAUACAUGACGAAAAUCAGUUAAGUGUUAACACUGUAUAAAAUGUACAAAAAUGGACUACUUUUGUAUGUGAUUGCAGUAUUAUAUUUUGUUCUUUUACAAUUCCUCUGAUCACAAAAAAACAUCGCAAGACAACGAACGAUACAUUUUCUACGACAACAAAAAGAAAUAUGCUUCUUUUUUCCUUAUUUUUUGAUUAUUUUGAUUUUUAGGUCACCUCCCUUCUACCUUAAUAGCCACUACCUCUGUGCAAUAUGGAGUCAAAAAACACGAAAAAAAAUAUGAGAUGGGAACAAAUGACAUUUUUUUAUUUUUGUAUGAGCUGUAUAGAGAAAAAAGUGUUGUUCCGUCAGUUUGUCGUAGCAUUGCGAGGGCAACUUUGACACGGAACCGAUGUUGUUUGCUUCAAAACUUUCCACAAUGUCAAGCGGAUGUUAUCGAUUUUACAGUACGUGCCAGUUUUACUACUCCCGUUGUACGUUCAUGAUUAUUUAUAAGGAUAAUGGCUUUUCUCGUGCACAGAUCCGAACCAUUGCAAUAUUACUUACGCUUAUUACCAACUUUUACACAAACCGAUUUUUUAAGUGAGAACGUGCGUGUUGUAGAUUUGGACGCACUCGACUGACGAUGUUUCUCAUGAUCUUUAAAAGCGUUUUGAUCUAAAGGCUUCUGCUUAACAUGCUUGAGAUUAGUUUUAUAGACGACAAUAAAAUUGUGCCUAUGUAUGAAUCUCUUUACCAAACUAAACGUUUUGUUUUUUGGUGAACUGCACAAAAUAAAGUGGGUGAGUCGGUGUGGAGGGAAAGAGAGAGGAGUUCA
This is a messenger RNA of Danio rerio (zebrafish), 14405 nucleotides long. Lineage: Eukaryota; Metazoa; Chordata; Actinopteri; Cypriniformes; Danionidae. The record is from RefSeq and is a predicted model, not a curated record.